Molecule: messenger RNA, 1665 nt
Organism: Trachemys scripta elegans
Lineage: Eukaryota; Metazoa; Chordata; Testudines; Emydidae
Gene: PTX4
Product: pentraxin 4
Exons: 3
Coding region: 1-1503 (500 amino acids)
Source: RefSeq, a predicted model, not a curated record
AUGUCUCUGUCCUGUGAAGAUUUGGCUGGGGACCCCCUGGGCUUGUUUCGUCGGUUUCAGGAGGUGACACUGCUGCGUCUCCAGGGGAUCGCCGGGAAUUACAACAUUUCCUACAACAUCGACACCAGGUUCCGGCUCCUGGCGGAGCAGUACGACACCGUUGCGGCUGCUCUCAAUGCGUCACAUGCCGCUCUGCGGGAGGACAUGGGCUCUUUGAAAACCUGGAUGAAGAAGCUACAGAGAAGAACCAAAAAGCUGGCUUCUAAACUCUCGUCGUUGGCUGAGUCCCUGAGCGAAAGCCGCAAGCAGAGCUCUGGGGAGAGGCUGCAGCUGAGCGCUCUUCUGUCCAACCUAACCCUGCAGACUGCAGGCCACACGGCGGACCUCACUGCCCUGCGCGCCAGCAGGAACACCCUACAGAAAGAGCUGGCGAGCCUGCGAGAGGCCAGUCGGAGCCAGGGAACCAAACUGGAGGCUCUGGAGCAGCAGCUGAAGAACAGGCUGCACAAGGAGGUCCUGGCAUCUGGGCACCAUGAGCUGGCUGCGGCCCAACGUCUGAACCAGACACCCCAGGACAAGCUGCCGGAGGCAGGGGGAAGCCAGGGACACCGCGUGAAGAAGCUGCAUGCCAAGCACAAACAAAGGAAGAAGCUGGGGGAAAAGAGGCAGCAGCUCCUGGCCCAGGCUGCAAAGAGGAGGCUGCAGAGUAGCCUGUUCCAUGGCAAUAAGACCCUCGGGCAGGAGAGACAGCCAGAGACACCCACUGUGCCAGAGCCACAAGCUGCCAGGCAGCAGCUCCACAGGGUGGCCAAGAUCUCACAAGAGCAGCUGCAGUCACCGUCACCUGAGAAGCCAGGCACAAUUUGCAAUGUGGAUUCCAUGCUGCUUUUCCCCAACAAGUCCACUGAAAACUUUGCCACCUUCGGCCAGGGCUUCCAGACCGGCCUGCACGAGCUGUCGGUCUGCAGCUGGGUGAGCACCCACGCUCGCUCCCUGGGCACCAUCCUGUCCUACGCCACGGAGGAGAAUGACAACAAGCUCGUCCUGCAUGGCCGGAACACCGCAGCCCUGGCCUCCAUCCACUUCGUCAUCGGUGACCCAGCUUUCCGGGAGCUGCCGGUGGAGCAGCUCCUGGACGGGGGAUGGCACCACAUGUGUGUCAUCUGGUCCUCCAUCCAGGGCAAGUACUGGUUCUAUGUGGACAGGAGACUGGCAUCCACGGGCUCCAAGUUCCAGGAGGGCUAUGAGAUCCCCCCCGGCGGGUCGCUUGUUCUGGGUCAGGAGCAGGAUGUGGUCGGGGGUGGGUUUGACCCCUCAGAAGCCUUUGUGGGACGCCUGAGUGGCUUUGCCAUCUGGAACCGCACUUUGAUGCCUGGGGAGGUGUCCAGCAUAGCGAUCGGAAAGGGCCUGCCCCGUGGCACCAUCCUGAGGCUGGCUGAUGUCUCCUCCCUGAAUGGAUCAGUACAGAAGGUGAAUUGCACCUGCCUGGAACACUGUUUGUAAACCAAGCACGCCCCCUUCCGGGCUGUCCCCAGUAAUACAGAUUGUGGGCAGCCCAGAGUCCAAAUGCCAGGCAGUUAUCGACAUCAACCUGUGGUGCCUGUUAGCCAGAACACUCUCUCCGCCCUGCUAAAUAGGCACAAUGCCCUUUUCUCCAUCGGAUGA